Messenger RNA from Sinocyclocheilus grahami, 3035 nucleotides. It is a transcript of the gene prdm4, whose product is annotated as PR domain containing 4. The transcript has 12 exons. Gene Ontology annotation, biological process: regulation of gene expression. The record is from RefSeq and is a predicted model, not a curated record. The coding region runs from base 137 to 2569 and encodes 810 amino acids. Gene Ontology annotation, cellular component: nucleus. Gene Ontology annotation, molecular function: DNA-binding transcription factor activity, RNA polymerase II-specific; protein binding. Lineage: Eukaryota; Metazoa; Chordata; Actinopteri; Cypriniformes; Cyprinidae.
UUGAGUCACACUGUUUGUCUUUAGCCAUGUUAUUGUUUUCAUACCACAAAUCUUCCACGGAAGGAUUAAUAUUUGCCCUUUAUUAUCCUAGAAUGCAUCCAUCACAUCAAUGCCUUAAGUGAUCUGUGCUGUCAGCAUGAAUGACAUGAACCUCAGCCCAGUGGGCAUGGACCAGCUCAGUGUGCCGCCUGUGAUUGCAAGUCACCUCGGCCUCCCCACAUCCCCAACACACAAUCCCAUCACCACUCCAGGCAUGCCAGUCGCUAUACCCAGCUUGGGUCCAUCACUUGGGCCUCUUCCUUCUGCACUGUCCCUGAUGUUACCCAUGGGACCUUUAGGGGACAGAGGUGUUAUGUGUGGCCUUCCAGAGAGAAAUUAUACAUUACCACCUCCUCCAUACCCACACCUGGAGAGCAGCUACUUCCGACAUAUCCUUCCAGGUAUUCUGUCAUAUCUGGCAGAUCGUCCUCCUCCCCAGUACAUUCAUCCCAGCAGCCUUAACAUGGAUGGGACUCUUUCCGUGUCCAACAACAACCCAUCUGGCUUAGACCUGUACAGCGGCCACGGCGGCCCUCUAGAACAAGGCCUGGUGACUCUAGACACAAGACAGGUAGGAGGCCAGGCUGAUCUCCACCAAGGAGGCUCUCACGAAGUGCAGCUGGACGCCACCGGGUUAACCAUGGAGUCACGUGUAAGUAGUCCGAUGUCUCCUGAUGGAAUGGAAGAAGACUUGGCCACCAUGGAGGGUGUCGUGGUGGCAGAGACCCAGCAGCAGCUAGGUACCAGACCUCAGCCUCAUGAUGGUUUGGCAGGUGUGGACUCCUCAGGAGGUGUUAUGCCCCUGCAUGGAGCAGGUCUCGAGCUCCCGGUGGUGAUGGAGCAAGAGCACAUGGGCGGCAGAGUAGGAACCAGCACUACAGGAGCAGGCGGUCCAGGGACGCUGAGUGAAGCCUUGCACUCCACUGGAGAACUGAACUCUGGGGUGGUUAGUGUGGUGCUCACGGGGGCCAUGAUGCCACAGGCUCAACUAGAACCAGUAUCUCUACAUGGACCUUCAGGAAUGGGACUUGAGCCUGUUAACGUGUCAGCCAUCACUGCAGAAGUGUCUCUUGGACCGGACAACAGUCUGGUGCUGGUGAACUCUAACUUGCAACUAGAAGACUCAACAUCUAACAAGGAAAACAUGGCCACUGCCUUCAACAUAUGGUGCACUUUAUGUGAACGGUCAUAUCCGUCGGACUGCCCUGAGCAUGGACCUGUCACAUUCAUCCCAGACACACCCAUUCAGAGCAGAGCCCGCCUCUCUCUGCCCCGCCCCCUGUGCCUCCGCAUUUCUGUAGCUGAUGAACCCAUUGGUGUGUUUGCUAGAGAGACCAUACCCUCCAGGACCUGCUUUGGGCCGCUGGUCGGACAGCACUGUAGCAGUGUAGAACUUACAGACUGGUCUGAUAAGGAUACUCCUCAAAUAUGGAAGUGCAACUGGAUGAUGUUUGUACGGAAAGCAAGGACUACAGAGGAGCAGAAUCUUGUGGCAUAUAUUGACAACAGGAAGCUGUAUUUCUGCACAUCCAGAGAGAUUCUGCCAGAUCAGGAGCUGUUGUUCUAUUACAGCAGGGACUACAGCAGACAGAUAGGUGUGCCUAGAGUGCCAGAGGGCCAGAUAUGUCAUUGUGGAAAAGAGUGUGCCUCCUUCACAGAGUUGAAAUCUCACCUCAGCAGCCAUGCCCAGAGCCACAGCCCCACCCAAGACCACCCUGCUCACGCUACACACAACCAAUCCCAGUCGCAGGAGAAGGUGACCAAUGAGCCGUCCCGGUCUGCUUCCUCCCCACAGUGGCAGUGCCACUCCGAUGUGCAUGAACAUUCCAGCAGCAGUAGCAGCAACGGACACGGUCGCGAGAGGAAGUUUAAAUGCAGCAUGUGCACACGAGCGUUCACUACGUCCACUAAGCUAAAUGUGCAUUUCAUGGGGCACAUGGGCAUGAGACCACACAAGUGCAGCUACUGCAGCAAAGCCUUCAGUGAUCCCAGCAAUCUCCGAAAACACCUGAGAAUCCACACAGGUCAGAAGAACUUCAGGUGUACAGUAUGUGGGAAGUCUUUUACUCAGAAAGCACAUGUGGAAUCUCAUAUGGUUAUACACACUGGUGCCAAGAACAUUAAAUGUGACCAUUGUGACAAGAUGUUUGUGAGGAAACAAGAUCUCAAACAGCACAUGUAUUCACAUUCACUAGACCGCCAGAUAACUUGUCCAAAGUGUGACAAACAAUUCUUAAAGACCGACCAUCUCAAAAAACACUUGAACUCUCACGACGGGAAACGGGACUUCAUCUGUGAAAAGUGCAACAAGGGCUUUCUCACUAAAUACCACCUCACACGCCACCUCAAAAUCUGUAAGGGUCCUAAGAUCGGUCGAGGGGCAGCGCAGGGUGAGGAAGGGGACGAGGAGGAAGACGAGGAGGAAGAGGAUGAGGAAGAAGAGAGGGAAGCUGAAGGACAGAUCAAUCCAGCCAGCGAGGAGGACUGUGGAAUGGGCAUGAGAGGAUAUACUUCAGAAAAAACGAUGUAACUUCACUCUUAAAUGUAAAAGGAUGAAGUUAAACCUUGUCUAGCCUAUUUAUUUGUCCUUUUUUUGUGUGUUCUUGUUCUGCCCAUCAGCCUUUAAUUCCUGUUGCCAAAACGUGUGUAUCCCUAUAAAUCAAAGGGCCAACAGAAAUGUAAUUAGAUUUAAAUUAUGCAUUACGUAUUUUCAAGUCAAGUGUCACUGUUAAAUUUAUAAAUGAUUGGUCAAAAGCGAACAGAAGACAUUGCCUUUUAUUUUUGUGCUGCUUCUUUCUGUUUAACCUGUUUGUUCAGUUAAUUCGUUCACAGCAGCCAUGCCUAUUCUGUACUUAUAUUGUAAAUAAAUGAAUGUUACAUUUUACUAUAAAUAAUUAUACGUCAUAGCUGUAUGGCGUUAUUUUAAUGACAAAUGUCGAGAGCACAUUAUUGUAGCGCGAAAGCACAUUAAUAUAAUGGAGACCAAAUAUAAUAAC